CCCGCGUCGUUAGGGAGCGUAGGAGCGGCGUUCCUGGUUACGGGGUCGGGCAAAGGGCAAAGGUCAGCCUCCGGGGUGAGAGCACCUCCUUUGGGCCAUGGCCGCAUCUGGGGAACCCGGCCGGCAGUGGCAGGAGGAGGUGGCCGCGGUGGUAGUGGUGGGCUCCUGCAUGACCGACCUGGUCAGUCUUACUUCUCGUUUGCCCAAAACUGGAGAAACCAUCCAUGGACAUAAGUUUUUUAUUGGCUUUGGAGGGAAAGGUGCCAACCAGUGUGUCCAAGCUGCCAGGCUUGGAGCAAAGACAUCCAUGGUAUGCAAGGUUGGCAAAGAUUCUUUUGGCAAUGAUUAUAUAGAAAACUUAAAACAGAACGAUAUUUCUACAGAAUUUGCAUAUCAGACUCAAGAUGCUGCUACAGGAACUGCGUCUAUAAUUGUCAAUAACGAAGGCCAGAACAUCAUUGUUAUAGUGGCUGGAGCCAAUUUACUUUUGAAUACCGAAGACCUGAAGAAAGCAGCCAGGACCAUUAGCAGAGCCAAAGUAAUGAUCUGCCAGUUAGAAAUAACUCCAGAAACGUCUUUGGAAGCCCUGAUGAUGGCCCACAGCAAUGGAGUGAAAACAUUGUUCAACCCAGCUCCGGCAGUUGCUGACCUGGACCCUCGCUUCUACACCCUCUCAGAUGUGUUCUGCUGCAACGAAACUGAGGCUGAGAUCCUAACUGGCCUGAAGGUCCACAGCCUUGCAGACGCCACGCGGGCUGCUCUGUUGCUCAAGGGAAAGGGCUGCCACGUGGUCAUCAUCACCUUAGGUGCCGAAGGAUGUGUGAUGCUGUCAAAGACAGAACCCAUGCCAAAGCACAUUCCCACCGAGAAAGUCAAGGCUGUGGAUACCACGGGUGCUGGUGACAGUUUCGUGGGGGCUUUGGCCUUCUACCUGGCUUACUACCCAAAUCUGCCCUUGGAAGAAAUGCUCAAGAGAUCCAAUUCCAUCGCAGCGGUCAGUGUCCAGUCUGCAGGAACACAGUUAUCUUAUCCAUACAAAAAAGACCUGCCACUCCAUCUGUUUUGAUUGCUACUAACCCUAAAAUAAAUGUACCUGGAAAUAAAAUGGACUGGGGAGAGGGAGGUGGCCUCUCUGAGCCAGCAGCUUACUAUAAAAUAUCCUCUUCUCUUUUCUUUGCAAAUAUGUUCAUUUCUGAAGUCAUUCUCAGCCUUUCAUUUACUUUUUUAUAAUGAUGAUUUCUUCACUUUUCAUGUAUUUGCAAGAGCCAACCAAAAAUUAAGGAGUCCACGACUGGGACCUGUACAAACAUUACGAGGACCAGGAAUCAGCAAACUCACUUGCCAACAGAUCAUGAAUGCUGUAUGUCUGCCACAGAGCAGGGCUUGUGGACGACAGUGUCUAGAGUCUGAGCAGAGAAUGUUAAGCAAGGGAAGGGGGCACGUGAAUUGGGCUGUUCAGGCAGUUCCUAAGAGACGGUUGAUAAUCAGGGUUAGCACUGUAGAAGCUUCUGUUUUGUGAGAGAAGCCAGAAGUUUGGAUGUUUAUUGAAAUUUCUUCAAUGCUUAAGUAUCAGCAAUUGAUUUUUUUAAAAUGUAAACACCACCUGUGGGCCACAUGCAGCGCUUGUGCUGAAGAGACAAGUCAUUUAAGCCAGAUUUUAAGCUGUUGGUUUGCUUUUUUUUAAAUGUCGAUUCAUGUGUGUCACAGGCCCUUUAUAGCAGGCUUAGGUAGGACCAGGUGAAGGAUUUUUCUUGUAAUCCAAAAUGACUCUGUGUAGUUUCAACCGAAAAAGAGCCAAGAUCUCCCCUAUUAUAGCUGUGAACCAGAGAUUAAACAAAAGAUGCCAGAAAACAGCUGAUUGACUCUAAUGCCACAAGCCCCGGGGACUCAACAACUGUCUACUUCUAAUCCCAACUUCAGAAAAGCUACUCUCGCAUGGCCUCCACAGACCGACUAGGCCACGGAGAGGGAACACGUGUUACUUUGGAACAUUGGUUUCAUCCUGCUUGAGGCUCUGGAAGGCAAGCCAUCAUGCUUCUACAUAAAUGCUUUAAAUGGUCUAGAAUACAAACCAGCAAAACUCAAAAUAAAAGCUGACCUUCUUACAUUCAGUCAGAAAUGUGAGGAGAAAACUGAGUAUUUCUGAAAAUCUGUAGGAAACAACAGCUUAAAUGAGAAAGUAUGUCAAUCUGGGUAGCACAGUCUUACCUGAACAUUAGGGAUUAUGGGUGGGAUUUCCAAAUUGGUUGACUGUGUGCUGCCAUGCCCCAGAAGCCUACCACGGCUCUGUGGAAAUACACUAUAGCUCUUCUUUAAAGAAAAAGAAAGAAAGAAAGAAAUCUAGAAGAUAAAGGGGGUCCAAAGCAUUCCUAGAAACUCCCAGCUACUGCUUCAGUGACUAGAGUUUCAAAAUACGGACCAAUGUCAUUUUUCCUAAUUAAAUAAGCACAAAACAAAAGUCCUGAUGGCUUCUUUUGUGUUCGAAGGCUGGCCCCCUUCUUAUUCCUGUUCACCGUUACCCGUCUCUGUUAUUACACAGGAGUUUUUUCGAAAUCACUCUGGAGACUGACUCUGCGUUUCCUAUGAGGUACAAAGAGGAGCAGACUGGAAAGUCUUGCACAAGUUUCACUGUGGAAACUUUCUUUUAUACGAACAAUGGUUAUUCUUUAGUGAUGUAGUUGUUUUUUAUUUCAAAGAGUGGAGGAAAACAUCACCAAGAGACAAUAGCACAGGCUAUUUUAAUAUUUUUUAUUAAGGGCUAUAAAAAUAUCCAGAAAGAUAAAUAAAUGUGAUGCAAUGAUAUAUGUCCUAAUAUGAAGAACUUUCUUUCGGUACAUUGUUUUUCUUCACAAUGGCCUUCAAAUCACAGGAGGCAGUGAUUCCGUGCCAUUUCCUCUUCUUUUAUAACACGCUGCAGAAUUUCUGAAUCAGUACCCCGCCCUCAGUCUUCACAUUUAUAAAUCAAAUUCAUUUUCAAUCCAUUGUUUAUAGGGAACGUAUUUUCUUCUGUUCCACAAAGAGAACUUUUGUUUUCACUGAAAGAGAAAAAUGGGUUGUAGCAGAACACUGAAGGUUUCAUCACCAUUUUUAAAUAAAUAUACGUAUCAUACCACAAA
Mustela lutreola (European mink) is the source of this 3116-nucleotide messenger RNA. RefSeq names its product ribokinase (gene RBKS). Bases 98 to 1066 code for a protein of 322 amino acids. The record is from RefSeq and is a predicted model, not a curated record. The transcript has 8 exons. Gene Ontology annotation, molecular function: ribokinase activity. NCBI's taxonomy places the organism in Eukaryota, Metazoa, Chordata, Mammalia, Carnivora, Mustelidae. Gene Ontology annotation, biological process: D-ribose metabolic process.